AUGGAUAAACCGAACUUAGAGACCGAUGGCUUUACUUGGGUUUCUGGUAGACAUACUAUAGAUCAAGACUUUGGGUAUCAACAGGUCCAAAAUAGAUAUAAAGCUGAUUUAGAAGACGAUUCUAUUCGAAUUGUGAAAGAUUUGACAGGAUCAAAAUUGGCAAUCUCAUUCGCAAGUGUUUAUAGGGAUCAAUAUUCAAGUGGAUCUAGAAGAACUAUUCCUGCUAUUCACUCAGAUCUGUCAUCAGAAGGAGUUAAAUUUUCUGAAAGAGAACUUCAAAAGAAAUUAUUGGAAUCAAAAGACCCUGAUCAGCUCGAAUUCGGAAAGAAAUUGAAAAAAGGUAACGAUGUAGCUAUCUAUAAAGUUUGGAGGCCACUUUUACCAGUUCAAGAUAAUCAUUUUGGGAUUUCUAAAUGGGAUUCAAUUUUAGAAGAAGAUGCUAUAGAGUUAGAUCAAAAAAUCAAACCAACAAAUCCUUCCAACUCAUUUCAAGCAUGGAAAUAUAGAGAAGGUCAAAGCUGGUACUUUGUGCCUCAUCAAGCACCUGAUGAGGCUUUUGUAUUCAAGAUCAAUGUCCCUCAUGCUUCGUUUACUUUGGAAGGAGAGCAUGGCAAACAACCCACUAUGAUUAGUUUUGAGACAAGAAUUAUGACGAUUGUUGAUUCGCCAUCAAAAGAAGGAAUGAUUUCAAAAUUCGAUAGAAAAUUCAAAUCACUUGUUAAUCAAUUCAACUGGAAUACUUGA
Molecule: messenger RNA, 744 nt
Organism: Melampsora larici-populina 98AG31
Lineage: Eukaryota; Fungi; Basidiomycota; Pucciniomycetes; Pucciniales; Melampsoraceae
Exons: 2
Coding region: 1-744 (247 amino acids)
Molecular function (GO): oxidoreductase activity
Source: RefSeq, a predicted model, not a curated record